GUGUACUUACACUUUCUGCUAUUCAUAACGGAAUUAGUACAAUGUGUCAAACUGACACAUAUCGAAUCUUUGUAUUUAUUUAAUCUUAUAAAUAUACAUGUGUAUAUAUAUCAAUAAAUAUGGAUUACGUACAUUUUCAAUCAAAUUCGCGUGAAACUCCAUCCACAGAAAGAUGUAUUCCAAUCCCAAGACAUAAUAUGACAAUAAUAACUGAUAUUUAUGCAGGAAUUCCAGAAAAUUUAUUGCUGAAUUUUCUUGGAUUUUUGUUCCUUGUUGUCUUGUUUGGUUUAUUACGUAAAAAAGCAUGGAACUAUGGACGUCUUGCAUUAUUGAAUAAAACAGAUGAACGAUGGAUGGAAUUAUUUUAUGGAAAUAAUGAAAAUAAAGAUACAAAUGCACUGUGUGUAGAAACUUCUGUUAAUUCCCAACUUUCACAAGUUGAUAGAGGUUUUUUAUUAUGGAUUGUUACUGCAUUCAGAGUUACAGAUGAUGAGCUAUUAAAACGUGCAGGUCCAGAUGGCCUAUUAUAUAUAUCAUUUGAACGUCAUUUGAUCAUUUUAACAUGUUUAAUGGUCAUUGUAUCAUUAUGCAUUGCUUUACCAAUUAACUUUCAUGGUAAUAUGCAAGGUGAUAAUGCAACAUUUGGUCAUACAACAUUAUCAAAUUUAGACCCAAUGUCUAUGUGGGUUUGGGUGCAUACAAUUUUAAUUUUAUCCUACUUACCAAUUGGUGCAUACAUCAUGAGACAUUUUUUAAAAAAGGUACGAGAAUCUAAGCAUGGAGGUGAAUUGGCAGCUAGGACAUUGUUAAUUACAGAAAUACCAAAACAACAAUGCGAUGUACAAAGUCUUACUGAUUAUUUCAAACAAAUAUUUCCCACAUUAACAGUAGAAGAUAUUACAUUGGCUUAUGAUAUCAGACGGCUUUUGGCAUUAAAUGAAGAAAAAGAUUGUGCUGAACAGGCGCGUUUAUAUUGCGAAAAUUACUCAAAAAGAGAACCAUUGCAAAUGUAUCCAUAUCCUUGUGGUCAAGUGAUAGGUUGCUGUUGUAAAAAUCAAGUUGAUGCUCAAGAAUUUUAUACAAAUGAAGAAAUGCGAUUGACUGCAUUAAUUGAAGAAGAGAAAACAAUGAUACUAAGUAAACCUCUUGGAGUAGCUUUUGUAACUUUAGGUACACCUAGUGCAGCUAAGAUGGUGCGGAAGUAUUUGUCUUCUUUGCCUAGUAUAAAAUGGGUUGUGGAUUAUGCACCUACACCUUCUGAUAUCUUUUGGGAAAAUUUAAGUAUACCAAGACCAUGUUGGUAUCUGAACGCUGUUUUAAUAAAUUUUGCACUGGGCAUUGUACUAUUUUUUCUAACUACACCGGCUGUAAUAGUAUCUGCUUUAAAUAAAUUACCAAUCACAGGGGAGAUUAAGAAUCUUAGUCCAAUAGUUUCAUCUUUUCUUGCAACUGUAUUGUUACUUAGUGUGGCUGCUUUAAUGCCAGUAUUAGUAGCAAGGAGUGAAUCUUUAGUUAGACAUUGGACCAGAAGCAGCCUAAAUCGGGCAGUAAUGACAAAAACAUUACUUCUUUUAUUAUUAAUGGUUCUUAUAUUACCUAGCUUAGGUCUAACUAGUGCACAAGCGUUUUUAGAGUGGACAGUAAACGCAGCAAAUGACACGGGAAGAUGGGAUUGCGUGUUCUUACCUGAUCAGGGUGCUUUAUUCGUAAAUUACGUAAUUACUGCAGCUUUAUUUGGAAGUGGAUUAGAAUUAGUUAGAUUUCCGGAACUAGCUUUAUAUACCUUCAGAUUGUGUGUAGCACGGAGCAAGGCGGAAAAAGUAUAUGUUAGAAAGGCAGUAUUAUGGGAAUUUCCUCUAGGUGCUCAUUAUGCCUGGUUACUCUUAGUCUUUACCAUGACGACAGUGUACAGUUUGGCCUGUCCGUUAAUUACUCCUUUUGGGCUAUUAUAUCUCGUAGUGAAACAUUUGGUGGACAGACAUAAUUUAUGUUUUGCUUAUGGACCAAGCAUUGGAGGUGGUCAAUUAGCAGGUGCAGCAGCAAGUGCUACCGGAGCUGCACCAAUUUUGGCACAAGCUGCACUAUUAGCUCUAGGUUUAGUAAGGAGAGGAUUAUCACCUUUAGCUGCGGUACAACUUAGUGGUCUUGCUGCGAGUAUCUUAGGUCUUGUUACUGGUGCUACUUUGUUCACAUCAAAAUUUAAAGCACAAAUGCAAAAAAGAGAUCUAUCAGUUGGUCAGACUUUUAUUGCGCCCGUAUUGCGAAAAAAACAAACCUCAUUAGAAGAAACUAUAUCGACCAGUUCAAAUUCUGACUCCAGUAUAUUAAGCUUAAGAAGCACUAGCGUUUCUUCAAUACAAGAUAGUCCGAAACUUUAUCAAGAUUAUGGUAAAGAAUCACAAGCUUAAUAGCUUUUGAAUUACAAUAUUUGAUAUUAAUCACUAUAAAUUAUGUAACAAUUCAAUGAAAGUAUAUUUAAAUGCUAAUUCAUUAUUGAAAUAUCAUGUUACUCCGUCAUAUCAGUAAAUAUGAUAAUAAUAUUUUUUUUGCAAAUAAAAUCGAAUUUAUUUUUAACAUGUUUAAAAAAAAUCCUGUAAGUUGAAAGCUAUAUAAUGAAUAUGUAAAUAUAAUUUUUCAUUUUAAGGACGUAUAA
Molecule: messenger RNA, 2653 nt
Organism: Frieseomelitta varia
Lineage: Eukaryota; Metazoa; Arthropoda; Insecta; Hymenoptera; Apidae
Gene: Tmem63
Product: calcium permeable stress-gated cation channel 1
Exons: 12
Coding region: 120-2408 (762 amino acids)
Cellular component (GO): plasma membrane
Molecular function (GO): calcium-activated cation channel activity
Source: RefSeq, a predicted model, not a curated record